UCCUUUCUCCAUGACCGAGAUUUGCACCCAGAGGAGAGAGAACGAAUGAGCCUGUGGUCAUGGAGGGGCUGGAGUCAAAGAUGAGGUACCUGGGAACUGAGGCAGCUGUCUCAGCUUGGCCUGCCUCCUGGACCCCGAGGUUGGACCCUGCUGUGACACACCCACCAUGCGCCCACUCCUCAGUGGCCUACUGUGGCUUGCUCUGGCCUGUAGCCCGAACCCUGUUCGUGCCACCCUGUCAAAGUCGGAUGCUAAAAAGGCCGCCUCAAAGACACUGCUGGAGAAGAACCAGUUUUCAGACAAGCCUGUCCAGGACCGAGGCCUGGUGGUGACAGACCUCAAAGCCGAGGACGUGGUUCUCGAACAUCGCAGCUACUGCUCGGCGCAGUCCCGGGACAGGCACUUUCCUGGAGACGUCCUGGGCUAUGUCACUCCAUGGAACAGCCAUGGCUACGAUGUCACCAAGGUCUUUGGGAGCAAGUUCACGCAUAUCUCACCUGUCUGGCUGCAGCUGAAGAGACGUGGCCGUGAGAUGUUUGAGAUCACAGGCCUCCAUGACGUGGACCAAGGGUGGAUGCGAGCCGUCAGGAAGAAUGCCAGAGGCUUGCGCAUAGUGCCUCGGCUUCUGUUUGAGGACUGGACUUACGACGAUUUCCGGAACGUUCUAGACAGUGAGGAUGAGAUAGAGGAGCUCAGCAAGACUGUGGUCCAGGUGGCAAAGAACCAGCAUCUUGAUGGCUUCGUGGUGGAGGUCUGGAGCCAGCUGCUGAGCCAGAAGCAUGUGGGCCUCAUCCACAUGCUCACCCACCUUGCAGAGGCGCUACACCAGGCCCGGCUGCUGGCCCUUCUGGUCAUCCCGCCCGCCGUCACCCCCGGGACCGACCAGCUGGGCAUGUUCACACACAAGGAGUUCGAGCAGCUGGCCCCUGUGCUGGAUGGCUUCAGCCUCAUGACCUACGACUAUUCCACGGCACAGCAGCCUGGCCCUAAUGCACCCUUGUCCUGGGUCCGAGCCUGUGUCCAGGUCCUGGACCCCAAGUCCAAGUGGCGGAACAAAAUCCUCCUGGGGCUCAACUUCUAUGGGAUGGACUACGCGACCUCCAAGGACGCCCGGGAGCCCAUUGUCGGGGCCAGGUACAUCCAGACUCUGAAGGACCACAGGCCCCGGAUCGUGUGGGACAGCCAGGCCUCAGAGCACUUCUUCGAAUACAAGAAGAGCCGCGGCGGGAGACACGUCGUCUUCUACCCAACUCUGAAGUCCCUGCAGGUGCGGCUGGAGCUGGCCAGGGAGCUGGGCGUCGGGCUCUCCAUCUGGGAGCUGGGCCAGGGCCUGGACUACUUCUACGACUUGCUCUAGGUGGCCGCACAGCCUCCAGGGUGGACGUGUUCUCUUCUAAGCCAUGGAGUGACUGACAGUGUGAAAUACAGGCCUCCGCUCUGUUUGCUGUGA
This is a messenger RNA of Carlito syrichta (Philippine tarsier), 1450 nucleotides long. It is a transcript of the gene CHID1, whose product is annotated as chitinase domain containing 1. The coding region runs from base 167 to 1357 and encodes 396 amino acids. Gene Ontology annotation, molecular function: oligosaccharide binding; chitin binding. Gene Ontology annotation, cellular component: extracellular region. Lineage: Eukaryota; Metazoa; Chordata; Mammalia; Primates; Tarsiidae. The record is from RefSeq and is a predicted model, not a curated record. The transcript is spliced from 13 exons. Gene Ontology annotation, biological process: carbohydrate metabolic process.